UCUCGUUCACUAAGAACGUUUCACAAGAGUCAUUGAAAGCUGUCAGUGUUUUGCAGGUGUUUUGGGGUGUGGGUGCAUCGUUGGAGUUGAUUAGUGUAUCUGCUCUGCAUUUGGCUAGUCGUGUGUUUGUGUCAUUCCUGCCGUUAUGUAACUUUUUUUGUGACAGUUGUGAGAAGUGCUCCCGAUUUUGAUUUUUACUGUAAAAUUAUUAUUGACGUUUUUGUAUUUGGAAACAACUCAUAAACAGCAAUCAUGGGUGAAAGAAAGGGAACAAAUCUUUACUAUCCCCCUGAUUAUGAUCCAAAGAAAGGGGGAUUAAAUAAAUUUUUAGGCACUCAUGCUUUGCGUGAAAGAGCUAGAAAAUUACAUCUUGGAAUCCUUAUUAUUCGAUUUGAAAUGCCAUAUAAUAUAUGGUGUGAUGGAUGUGGCAACCAUAUAGGAAUGGGUGUCCGGUACAAUGCUGAGAAGAAAAAAGUAGGAAUGUAUUAUUCCACUCCAGUGUAUCAGUUCCGUAUGAAGUGUCAUUUAUGUGAUAAUUACUUUGAGAUAAAGACUGAUCCGGCGAACCUUGAUUAUAUUAUUGUGUCUGGAGCUAGAAGACAAGAAAACCGUUGGGACCCUACUCAGAACGGGCAAGUUGUUCCUGAAGAUAAGAACACACAGAAGAGGUUGUUUGAUGAUUCCAUGUUCAAACUGGAACACGGAGUGAAAGAUGAGACAAAAGCAAAAACUGCAACUAGUGCAGCCCGUAGAUUGUUGGUUCAGAGAGAUCAGCUGUGGCAAGAUGACUUCAGUGCAAAUUCAGCCUUGAGAGCCAAAUUUAGGGCUACCAAAAAAGCUGCAGUAGCCCAGGAAGCCAAAGACAAGCACACGACCAGCAAGUUUGGCCUUGACAUUUCCCUUCUGCCAGAAAACGAUGUGGACAGGAAGAUGGCCUCUUUGCUGGCUCUGAAACCCAGCAAAAGUAUGGCAGAACGAAAUAUGCAGGCCCGUGAGGAUAUUCUGAAUACACCAGUUCUCCCCAACUCUUCAACAGUCUCUCCCAACGUUAUUACAAAACGAAGUCGAAUGCUUGAAAAUGAUGCAGUGUCAUUGUUGGGAAUAGUUCAUCGGAAAAGGCCUCGUUUACAGGCAGAAACACUUACUCAAGCAUCGUCAGAGGAGACAGCAUCAGAAGUUGCUGAUGAAAAUGAAAUCAAAGAUGCAACUCCCCAAUCUCCACAACCAUCUAAGAAUUCGAGUUUAUCUCUUGUGUCUGAUUGUUAUGAUUCAAACUCGGAUUAAAAUGUCCACUGAAAAAUUGCUUAAAGAUAAUUCAUAUAGCUAAUGAAUAAUACUCUCAGAGGAACUUCUGGAGAAAAAAAUAAUGUUAAGAAAAAUAUGAUUUUCUUAUUACAAAAAGUUUUUAAACCCAGCAGAAAGGUCUGAGGAAAUUUAAAUGGCUUUUUGUUGCAAGAGUUUGGUAGAAAUUAUUUCUGCACAACACAAGUCAGUUUAUUUAAUAGGGCCAAGAAAGACAUAUCAGCAAACCGAUUGUAGGUGAAUCUUAUACCGUGUUUCAAUAAUGACAACAUUCAAAAAAUUUACAGAAACUGUGGCCUCUCUGACACUUGAAACGAUCUUUCAAUAAUAUGAUAAAUUAAAAUAGGAAAAAAUCUGUUGCACAAUUAAGUUGUAAACUUAAUUUGUUAAUUUUGUUCAGUUUGAAAGUCCUUUGGUCAUCAUUAAACAUGGUCGACAGUCAAUAGAUUUAAUUAUAAGAAACAACACUAACAUGGCAUAGUUUACAGGUGAAAGAAAGGAAUCUUCACAAAAAAAUAGCAGAAUAAUCUGUGUUAAAUUAAAGAAACUUGAACAUUUUUAUCUGAUUUGGCUUGAUUACUCUAUGUGAGAAAGCCGAGCACUGAAGGAAGGAGUACCCUUUUAAAAGGGACAUUUGCAGUGUAGGGUACAGCAAUCUCUCAACCUCUCUACAAGUAUAUACAAAACCUAAUAAAGUGAAUACCUGGAGAAAAAAAAAACACUAUAAAAAGAAACAAAAGAAUUAUUUAAAAUUUUAACGUGGAAAUAAGGCUAGCAAAUCUGCAUUACCAGUGUUAACAUAUUUUUUUGGAACAUGAAAUCUUUAUCAAGGAAAAUAGAUUUUAGGAAAGGAGGAUUGUCUUUGGAUUUUUGUUGCAACUGUAGAUACGAAAGGUGAAUUGUUUCUCUAAAGUGCUUUUAAAAAAUGGUUUGAGGGAGAUCCAUUUGUAUAUUGUGGCAAUAUAUCAUUGAAUGCAAUUAUGUUUAUGUGAAGGUCUUGAAUUGCUUGAGACUUGAAUGGAUCUGAAGUACAGCACUAUGAAAUUAAGUAUCUGUGAUUGCUAAAAUAUUCUGAUGUGUGGUAAUUUGAUGUGUGGUCAUUUAUGACAAAAGAAUUUGCACCUCGUCAGUGAGGUUGUACUACAAUGACAGUGUAUCUUGCAGCAUUAUUGUAUUUCCAAGAAUCGAAGUGGAAUCUUAAAGGUAAGUUAAUCAAGAUACAUUCAUAUAUUAUGAUUAACUUACCUUUAUGAUCUCAUCACUUCAGUGAUCAGAAGUAUCUUCUGUGUUUCUGAGUGCCACACAUAAAUCUCCAGUGGGAAUUUACGAUUUUUUGCAAUCAGUAAAUAAACAGCCAAACAAACUCGUGUUAAUGGGUAAAAAUGACAGGAGGGAAGUUUCUAUUAAAUGUUCUCUGUCUCUGACUUUGCAAUAGCUGCAAAAAAGUGCUUAUAAUUUGUGAUACAUAACACUAAUGUCAUUUGAAUUUGCUUGCCUGAAAUGUCCCAGAACCUCUUUGCCAGCAGCAAUCCAGACAUUGCCCUCUUCUAAAUUGCAAAUUCAGGGCAGCAUAGAUUGUUGAAAAGUCACUUCACUUUAUCAGAAGCCACAGUGCUAGCACCUCCAUUGCUGUGGUACACAAGUCCACAAUGCUCUCAAGCACUUCCAAUAAUAUCUAGGUGCAGCCUACCUAAUUGCCAACCUUCUCUCACUCCCCAUAACAGACAGAUCAUACACCUACAUCAUGCAUUUAAUAAAAAGUUGUUUCCUGACAUUUUCAGCUAUUGAGGGUUUAUUGAGUCUCAUAUUUAUUGGUUUUAAAAAAUCAUAAAUGUUUUCAUUAUAGAUUUUUGCUUAGGAACCCCAAACAGAAGAUACUUCUCAUCAUUACAUUUAACUCAAUUGACUUAUUCUACUUCUUUUCUUGAAAAGAAGCUAACUGUCCUUGUGCAAAGGUUAUUGUAUAACAACUUGGAUGAUUUGCUUUAAAAUAUGUUGACAUCGCUAAUGCAAACUUGCUAGCCUUAUUCUUUUCCAAUUUAAAAUUAACUGCUUUUUCUUUUUGUUGUUGUUGUUGUUUUCGUUUAGGUCCUCACUUUAUCAGGUUUAUAAAUCACUAAAUCUGUCGGGGGUUCUAUCUUUAUAUCUUUUACAUUGUUACGGAAGAUUGAAUGCUAUUUACAGUGUCAGCUAGGUAUAGUGCUGUCAGAGAAUUGGAGAUGGCCUACACUUUGAUCAUUUCUACAAAGGAGGUGUUAACAACUCUAUACAUUCUUAAUGUGAAUGGAACAAUCAACCAUCUGCAAUCUAGGAUGAAUGAAGCAAAUGACCUCAAAGGCAGUAUGAACUUACAUUCUUUGCCAAGGUUCCUUUCUUUAGAUUGUAAGCUAUGUUAGGUCAUGCUAUUAAUAUUGUUUCUUAUGUUUAAAUCUGUUGACUGUCAAACAUGAUCGUUCGUAACUAUGUUGAAUGAACCUUCAGACUGAACCAAAAUUAAAACAUCAAAACUACAAUUUAAGGUACUACUACUCCCUUCAUUAUUAUUCCUAUUUUAAUUCAACCAAUGUUUGGUUUGUUAAUAUGCCUUACUUUUGCCCUGUUAAAUAAACUGCAAAUUCUGUUGCACACAAAUAAUUUCUACUGAAUUCCCAAUAUCUGAGCUGUUUUAUUUCCCCCAGCUUUUCUACGGGGUUUAAAAAAAAAUUUGUUAAGGAAGACCCUUUGAGAAUGUCAGAAUGAAAUGAGAUGUUGCUUUAGAGUGAUGUUGUAUCAAAUCAAUCAGAAGAAGAUUUUCAGUUAAAAAUGUUUAAACUUCUAUGAAAUGUAACCUAUUAUUUUUGACAAUUGUUACCCACUUAUAUUAUGUAAGAUUAGUUUCAUGAACAUAUCAGAUGUGAAGAUGAACUGUUGUUAGAAGUCUCUUUGGAAGGAAUAUAACUACAUAUUAUAGUACAAUAUUUUUUGUAAAUAUUAAUUUUAUAUUUAUUGCAAAAGUGUAUAUAUGUUAUACAUUGUGUUGUUAUUGUUUGUUUAAAUACAUUCAUUUGAAAAGAAAUGUUUGAGUAAUGUGAACCUUGGGAAUAAUUGGUAUUUGCCAAAUUCUGAAUGUAUUAGUACAUUGGUAUUUUAUGUAUUGUAUAUGACCUAAUUGUUGCUGCACUCUGUUAUUAUACCAGAGUUUCAAAGCAGAGAUGUCAAUAAUGCCCAGGCUUUUGAAAAAAAUUUCUGGAUCCAGCAAUCAGGAUUUUGUCAAAAUUAAAAUGAUUGCAAAGUUAUUGAUAUCUUGUGCAUUGGUUAUAUUGCUCAGUCAGAAAAUGACAAAAUUCAUUGUUUUAAGAAAAAACUUGAAAUGGGAAUACAGAAAAUAGAAGAACUACGGUCAUCAUCAGGCAAAAAUGAAACUACACUCUGGGAUUAUUAAGACAAUAACAAGUAAGGGAAGAAUGAAAUAGUAAUUUCUGAAGCGACAGUGAUUUUUUGUAUAAAUCUGAGUAAAAUGUAUGUCAGACAUUUUUAGUUUUUUCAUAAAUAUCAGUUAGUAGUCAGGGAUCCAGCUGUAGCUGAGCUGAUAUGAAAAUGUGUGUGCAGUAGUUGAGACUACAGUGAGGUUAUAGCAACAAUUGGAACAAGCUUUUAGAACAAACUCUUCUGGAAGGGCCUAAGUUGUGUCCAAGGUGAAAUUUUGUGCUUUUCAUACUCAAAUGAUAAUAUAAACAAUCAUAAUCCAUUACAAUGAAACUGUAUGUCGAAUUCCUUAUCUUUUUUAUCCUUAUAUCAACUAAGAGGGCCUUUUGAUAUUGUGGUGAAAUAUUUUUUUCAAAACUUUUGUUUUUGCUAUUUUCAGUUUUUCUAAUGAAUGUGAGCUCUCUGGUCAGAUGUAGGUAUCAUAAGGAACAUCUUUUAUCUGUAAAGUCACUUUUCUUUUCAUAUUGGUCUCACCGGCUUAGGUGGCUCAGAGCAUCAAUUGAAUCGUGUAUUUCAGAAAUCCAUCAAACGCCAAAAUCUAAUAGACGCAUUAGCGGCAGAUUAUUGUUCCAAGAGGAUAGACACACAGUUUAGUG
Messenger RNA from Gryllus bimaculatus (two-spotted cricket), 5363 nucleotides. NCBI's taxonomy places the organism in Eukaryota, Metazoa, Arthropoda, Insecta, Orthoptera, Gryllidae. The record is from the annotation of a GenBank genome assembly.